Messenger RNA from Yarrowia lipolytica CLIB122, 459 nucleotides. RefSeq lists its product as uncharacterized. Gene Ontology annotation, cellular component: nucleus. Gene Ontology annotation, molecular function: DNA binding. Lineage: Eukaryota; Fungi; Ascomycota; Dipodascomycetes; Dipodascales. The record is from RefSeq and is a predicted model, not a curated record.
AUGUCUGACGAUUGGGAAUCCAAAACUGUUAUUGGCUCUCGAGCCCGAGUUGGCGGAGGAGGUCCUCGAGCCACUGUCGCUAAGACCCAGGCAGAAAUCAACGCUGCCAUGCGAUCCGGUAACGUUCUGUCUACUGACAAGAAGUACGCUUCUGCCAACUCCAAGGACGGAGGAGACGGACAGCGAUUGACCAAGAUUGACCGAUCUGACGAUAUCAUUGCCCCUCCUAAGGUUGAGGCUUCUGUUGGUAAGGCCAUCAUCAAGGGCCGAUCCGAAAAGGGUCUGACCCAGAAGGAGCUUGCCGUCAAGAUCAACGAGAAGCCCCAGGUGGUCAACGACUACGAGUCUGGACGAGCCCAGCCCAACCAGCAGGUUCUCAGCAAGAUGGAGCGAGUCCUUGGUAUCAAGCUUCGAGGUAAGGACAUUGGUCUUCCUCUUGGCCCCAAGGGAAAGAAAUAG